AUGGCCGCGGUCGCCAGGGUGAAGAUGCCCACGGCUUUGGGAACAAUGCGCGUGCCAGCAGACGUGAGGCCUUUCUCGAUGUCGUCCGCGGCUCUUCAGAGCGAUGUGAUCCGCGAGGAGUACGAGUCCUUGAUGCGCGACCACGACUUUCUGAUAAAGUACGGUGGCUCCUAUCGGUCUUUUGACCCGCGCGGGCAGGAGAUAUUUCUGGAUCAGAUGGCAGCCGUGGCCGAGCGCUGGGAGUUGUUGCUGGGACGGUUCCGCCUGAUGGGGGAGCUCGACCCUGAUUACACGGCCGUGACCGAGGCAUUUUUUAGCGAGCUGGGGUCUUCCACCGACGAAUUUUACGUGCUCCUGCGCAAGGCUCAUUCGCUGAUGCGCAAGCAGGCUGAGCAGGAGGGCUUGCAGCGAUAG
Prorocentrum cordatum is the source of this 414-nucleotide messenger RNA. The record is from the annotation of a GenBank genome assembly. NCBI's taxonomy places the organism in Eukaryota, Dinophyceae, Prorocentrales, Prorocentraceae.